Melanaphis sacchari is the source of this 1365-nucleotide messenger RNA. Its product is annotated as serine/arginine repetitive matrix protein 1-like. The coding region runs from base 1 to 1365 and encodes 454 amino acids. Lineage: Eukaryota; Metazoa; Arthropoda; Insecta; Hemiptera; Aphididae. The record is from RefSeq and is a predicted model, not a curated record. The transcript is spliced from 3 exons.
AUGAAUAUAUUGAAAUUUGAAGACAAUAGUGCAAUGGCUGGCCAGUUUCUGUUCUAUACGAUACUAUUAAUGUCUGAUCAAAGCCAAGAAGAAACAUCCCCGGAAGAUAGAUUCGACCUCACCCGUUCGAACUUCCGACCAGCAAUCUCGACAGUGGCUGACAUAAUCCAGGAACUACUGGACAGAGCGAGAGCUAAUGUAUUUAUGGCUAGACGGCUAGCUAGACCAUUUUCCACACGGGAAAACCGAACUGUGACUUGGCAGCUGUUAAGUAGAUUACGGAUGCGGAAUCGUGGCACCCGAAGUCCAGAGGCGUUGAACCGAUCAUUGGUUGAAAUUCCCGAAAGCGAAUCAUCCUCACCAGAUGAGUCAAUUCCGGAAAAGCCUGAUCAGUCCCAAGCGCAACAGCAAACUAACAGGAGUCAACAUCAGGAUCACUACUCACCGCCCAACAGUUCAGCGGGUCCGUCAUCCUCACAUAUGAUGAUGCCGAAUCAACCGCAGCGUUUCACGACACCAGUGAAUCGCAACUCACCGCCGAUGCCCACACCAUCCGACCGUUCAGCGGGUCCGUCGUCCUCAGUGAUGGCGUUCCGGAAUCAACCAGAUUGUUUCACGACACCAGUGAAUCGCAACUCACCGCCGAUGCCCACACCAUCCGACCGUUCAGCGGGUCCGUCGUCCUCAGUGAUGGCGAUGCGGAAUCAACCGCGGCGUUUCACUAUACCAGUGAAUCGCAACUCACCGCCGAUGCCCACACCAUCCAACCGUUCAGCGGGUCCGUCAGCAUCACAGAUGAUGAUGCCGAAUCAACCGCGGCGUUUCGCGACACCGGUACUCACACCGUCCAAUAGUUCAGCGGGUCCGCCUGCAUCACAGAUGAUGAUGCCGAAUCAACCACGGCGUUUCGCGACAGCAGCGGAUCUCAACUCACCAUCGGUGCCCUCAACGUCCAACCGUUCAGCGAGUCCGUCAUCUUCAACGAUGGCGAUGCACAAUCAACCGCGGCGUUACCCGACAGCAGCGGAUCGUUUAGCCAAGCUGUAUCUUAGCCGUGGAAAUCGAUCCGAAGCCCAACAAGAGGUCUCCGCCUCGCCGCCUGGGGCUGUAAGUUUACGGUUGGAAGUGGAUCAACCGCAACGUUAUCCGACAGCAGCGGAUCGUUUAGCUAAGCUGUAUCUUAGCCGUGGAAAUCGAUCCGAAGCCCAACAAGAGGUCUCCGCCUCGCCGCCUAGGGCUGUGAGUUUACGUUUGGUAGUGGAUGAGGUGGAGUUGCAACAGCGGCGCAACAACGGCGGCGAAGUUACAGGCCACGAGGAGGAAAUGGCUGAUGGGGAACCGCCAGAGAACAACGGCGCGCUGUAA